AUGUGCGGGCGCGUCGACAGCGAGUGGAGCGUCAAGUUGGCACAGUCCGACAAUCGAGCAGACCAGCGAGCGAGAUGGAAGCGAGCGGCGAGCGUGUCGAGGUUGAACCGUUCGAAGUGGGGCGGAGCGUCCACGACACCCGCUCUCAAGCUGGCUGAAGGAGUCCAGUCGUGCCGGCAGAGUGCUGGAAAGCUGGCUCUGAUACACUCGAAGCACCCAAGUCAAACAGCCAGGUUGACCUCGUCGACGAGCUCGACCUCAUCUCGACCUCCGCCUACUCGCACUGUCCUUGCUUUUCCGCGCCUGCUGAGGAUGGCAGACGCUCGCGAGACUGCUGGACUGGCGCCUGGCCACAAGCUCUACAUCUUCUUCUCGAUCCAGGGCCCGCUCGAGGAGUUCCGUUUGCCAGAGAUUGAGUCGGUGGCCCAAUUGUACAACAUCCCGUUCUCCUGGCCAGCCAAGCCAGACUACACCCGGCCUUACAUGCUGAUCGGUCUGCCCGACGACGAGGCUGCGAGGAAGCUUGGGUCGAGGCUGGUCAGCGUGAAGCAUGUGUGGGAGUUCUGGGCGACGGCGGAGACGUACGAGGAGCUGCACGAGCGGGUGAAGAGCGCAGAGUGCCGGGAGAAGUGGGACAAAUACGCCGUCGACCGGGACUGCCGCUGGAAGUUCACCAUCGCCGGCCACAACCGCACCAUUCCCCUCCCGCAACAAGUCGCCCUCGUCAACACCUUUCAGUACAUGGCGUUCAUCGGCGAGAUCGACCUGCGCAAUCCCAUGCUCGAAGUUGGGCUGUUCGAGGAGUACGCGUCGGACCCGCUGCGAGGCGCGAAGGUAAGGGAGAAGCGGAAGGAGAAAGGAAUGGACCCGAGCAAGACGGGCAAGGAGAAGGCAUUCGAGGAGGGAGAUCCCGAGGACACGGGCGGCUUGAGGUCGGUGUGGAUGGGACGCAAGAUCUGCGACACUUCACGGCACAUGAUGGACGUCUUCGACUUGAAGAAACGUGCGUACAUCGGGACAACCUCGAUGGAGGCCGAGGUGUCGCUCCUCAUGGCGAAUCAGGCGCUCGCGGCGCCAGGGAAGUGGGUGUACGAUCCGUUUGUCGGUACGGGCUCGAUGCUGCUCACCGCCGCGGCUUAUGGCGCGAUGACUUUCGGAAGCGACAUCGACGGUCGGCAAAUACGAGGAAAGAAAACGUCUAUCCGGCACUCGGCGGAGCAGUACGGCGUGCAAGGUCGGAUACAACACCCGUGGCGAACAGGCGAGGUGUUCGACGCGAUUGUGACAGACCCCCCUUACGGCGUUCGUGCGGGUGCGAAGCGGUUAGGACGAGAAGAGGGUGCGAGGGAGGUCCUGCCGAUGAUAGUGCCCGGUCGAGAGCACGAGGGGUAUCACCAUACCUUCCCCGACUAUGUCCCUCCCUCGGUCGGCUGGCCCAUGGAGGAAGUCAUCUCAACCCUCGUCACCUUCUCGCUCUACCUCCUCCGCCCAGGCGGCCGCCUCGUCUUUUUCCUCCCGACCGACAACGCCGUCUACUCGGACGUCGACAUCCCCUCGAUCCCGGGCAUGCGACUCGUCUCGAACACGUCGCAGAGUUUCGGCAAAUGGGCGAGGAGGCUGAUCACGAUGGAGAAGACGGAUGCGAACGAGGGGGAGUGGAGGAAGGCGCUUGAGGGGCUGGACCGCGGCAUCAGGCGAGAGGGGAAGAAGAGCGUCUGGGAAGAGGAGCAGGAGCGGGAGAAGCAGGCGAGGGAGGACGACGAGCGGAAGAAGCCUGGUCACGCCGACUUUAACCGGAGGUACUUUGCGGGAUUCGAGGAGGUCAAGGAGGGCAUCAAGAAUCUCCUAGUUGGGCAGAAGGAGGAUGCUGGCACGAAGGAGACGCAAUGA
This is a messenger RNA of Rhodotorula toruloides NP11, 1890 nucleotides long. RefSeq names its product RNA methylase. Gene Ontology annotation, biological process: methylation. Gene Ontology annotation, cellular component: cytoplasm. The record is from RefSeq and is a predicted model, not a curated record. The transcript has 9 exons. Gene Ontology annotation, molecular function: nucleic acid binding. Lineage: Eukaryota; Fungi; Basidiomycota; Microbotryomycetes; Sporidiobolales; Sporidiobolaceae. Bases 1 to 1890 code for a protein of 629 amino acids.